AUGCUGACUGCUUUCCUGAUGGGUCCAGGACGAUGGCUAGUCCUGAACGUAAUGACCUGCGACAAUCCGGAACAGUACGACUUAUUGUUCGACAUCAGCCGGAAGAAAAUCAACCGAACACACGAUUGCUUUGACAUUCACAUAAAUCUGGACAGAGUCAUCGAUAAUACUUAUAGGUCGGCAAACGAGCAGACGGAUUAUCUGAUGAUCGAAAUAGACGUUUAUCAGAAGGUGGAUGGAGGCUUCAAGUACUACCAAACUAUAGCUGACGAGAGCGCUUGCAAAUUCCUCAUGAGGCAGGCAGAAGCAAACGUCAAAAGGUUACUCGCUUCGGGGAACAUCGAUCCUCCGGAGUGUCCUUUACAAGCAGGUUUGAUCGAGAUCAAAAACUACGUGUUUGACUACAGGGAGCUGCCGAAAACUGGUGUCUAUGGAACAUUCGAGGCUCAUGCAUACAUCGUGUACAAGGGUAUCAGGAUGGGCUGCACUAAAGUUUUUCUCAACUUUGAUGAAGAUGAUGACGACGAAGAUGAUGAUGAUGAUUAUGAUGAUGAUGGAUUAUUUUAA
Messenger RNA from Spodoptera exigua (beet armyworm), 567 nucleotides. The record is from the annotation of a GenBank genome assembly. NCBI's taxonomy places the organism in Eukaryota, Metazoa, Arthropoda, Insecta, Lepidoptera, Noctuidae.